Venturia canescens is the source of this 2174-nucleotide messenger RNA. RefSeq names its product probable ATP-dependent RNA helicase DDX55 homolog. Gene Ontology annotation, cellular component: nucleolus. The transcript is spliced from 7 exons. Lineage: Eukaryota; Metazoa; Arthropoda; Insecta; Hymenoptera; Ichneumonidae. The coding region runs from base 315 to 2108 and encodes 597 amino acids. The record is from RefSeq and is a predicted model, not a curated record. Gene Ontology annotation, molecular function: nucleic acid binding; ATP binding.
GGAUGGGGCACACGUGUUUCCGAUCGAGCGUAACCUCACAAUCGCUCGCAACGUGACAAUCUAUGUUUUCUGGUGACACGAGCGUAUUUAUAUUUUGUACACGUUACAAAGAAUUACGAAUUUUUAUCCAGCAAAAAACUAAUACGUUGGUUGUGUGAUAUAUAUGAUUUAAUGAUUUUUAAGUGAGUGUUCCUGCUUCGAAUCAUGAAAAAAUUCGGUGAUCGUCAUAAAAUCUGUUCAACGACGCUGUCAUUCUGCAAUAAUAAAAGUUCGCUUGUCAUUUUUUAAGAAGACAAUUAGCUUGAAUUGUCAUAAUGGCAGUUUCUAAAAUUAAUUUGAAAAAUAAAAAAUUUACGGAAUUGGGUGUAACUUUGAGUGCUUCAGUGACGAAAACACUAAGAAAACUCAAAUUCCUAACCUCUACGCCAGUGCAGGCUGCCUGCAUACCUCUUUUGUUGUCUGGUAAAGAUGUUGCAGCAGAAGCUGUUACAGGAAGCGGAAAAACUCUUGCAUUUCUUAUUCCCCUUUUGGAGUUACUGCAGAGACGUGAAGAAAAAUGGAAAGCAACUGAAGUAGGCGCUAUUGUUAUCUCUCCUACCCGAGAGCUGGCCACUCAGAUUAGUGAAGUUUUGUCACACUUCCUGCAGAACAUACCUCAGCUUACACAAAUUCUUCUUGUUGGUGGUACAACGGUAAAAGAAGAUGUUGUUAGACUCAAAGACGGAGCUAACAUCAUAAUAGCAACUCCUGGCCGAUUGGAGGAUUUGUUGUCUAAUUGCAAAAGCAUUAAUUUGGCUGCAAAUGUCAAAUCAUUGGAACUUCUGGUAUUGGACGAGGCUGAUAGACUCUUGGAUCUUGGAUUUAGUGCAACAUUGAACACAAUUCUAAGUUUCCUACCAAGGCUAAGACGAACUGGACUUUUCUCAGCGACACAAACUAAAGAAUUGCAACAAUUGAUUAGAGCUGGUCUUAGAAAUCCUGCCCUCGUAUCAGUGAAAGAAAAAUCAACUUUUUCGACACCUCUGACUUUGAGCAAUUAUUACGUACUUGUUCAAGCUGAGAACAAAUUAGCAACCAUGAUUGACUUUGUGAGACUCAAAGGCGACAAUUUAAAGUACAUGAUAUUUUUUUCGACUUGCGCCUGUGUCGACUAUUUUAGCCACGUCAUUCAAUCAAUGUUGCCGAGCACAAGGGUACUGGCAUUGCACGGUAAAAUGAAAAGCAAGAGACACAAAGUUUUCGAUGAAUUUCGUAAUAUUCCGAGUGGCUUGCUCGUGUGCACAGACGUUAUGGCAAGAGGAAUCGAUAUACCGGAAGUGGAUUGGGUUUUGCAGUACGAUCCACCAUCGACAGCGAGUAGCUUCGUUCAUAGAUGUGGCAGAACUGCUAGAAUUGGUAAAGAAGGAAACGCGCUACUUUUUCUUCUCGAGACCGAGGAUGCGUACAUCGAAUUUAUCAAAAGAAAUCAAAAAGUUGAGCUAGAAAAACUCGAAUUGACAGCGGAGCCUGAGACAUCGUUAAAUUGUGUAAAAACAAUGAAAAUGCUUCAAAUGCAAGAUAGACUCGUGUUCGACAAGGCAAAUCGUGCACUUGUGUCUUACAUACAAAGUUAUCAAAAGCACGAAUGCAAUCUUAUACUCCGACUGAAAGAUCUCGAUCUUGGUAAAGUCGGUAUGGGUUUUGGUCUUUUGAAAAUGCCGCGAAUGCCAGAAAUCAAAGGUCGCGAUGUUUCCAGUUUCGUCGAAACUGACGUCGAUCUCAAUAGCAUUGGGUACAAAGACAAGCAACGCGAACAAAACAGGCUGGCAAAAUUGUCCGAGUAUCGUGAAACAGGGAUUUGGCCAGGAAAGAAUAAACGUCGUGUGAAACAAACGGAACCUUGGUCCGAGGCCAAAAAACGAAAGAUCGAGAGACAGGAAAAACGAGGAAAGAAGAGGGAGAAAAAGAAUGAAAAAAUGGAAAAAGGCUGCGUGAAAAAAGCGAAGAAAAAUAAAGUCGUCAGUGCUGAAGACAUCGCGGAACUAGCCCAGGACAUCGCAUUGAUGAAAAAAUUGAAAAAGAAAAAGAUAUCGCGGGAGGAAUUUGACGAGGCGUUUGGAAUCACGUAAAACAUGCUGUCCGAAUUAAAUCACAUUGUUAAAAUAAAGAACUCAAUAAAUUUUCUUAACGCCGUA